Phragmites australis (common reed) is the source of this 1096-nucleotide messenger RNA. RefSeq names its product non-specific lipid transfer protein GPI-anchored 11-like. The record is from RefSeq and is a predicted model, not a curated record. Lineage: Eukaryota; Viridiplantae; Streptophyta; Magnoliopsida; Poales; Poaceae. The coding region runs from base 351 to 947 and encodes 198 amino acids. Gene Ontology annotation, biological process: lipid transport. The transcript is spliced from 3 exons. Gene Ontology annotation, molecular function: lipid binding.
GGCUCCUCUCGUCUAUGCUGUUACAGUUAUUUUCUUUUCUUUUUGUUAUUAGGCAUGCAUUAUUCGGAACCUUUUGUGUCUUGCUCUUCUUCUUUCGUGGCUUUAAAAGUUAAAAAGAGAUCACCGUGUGCAAGUGCCAUCUGGUGUACCACUGGUGCUCCAUUUUUGUCGUCUGUCAGCGAGGCACCAACCAAACCCUCCACUAGUGUGGUGUGUGCUUCAUCAUUCUCACGCCACAUUCUGCGAACCGGACCGGAUCUUGUUAGUGCUAGUGCAGCUACAAGUAGCACUGGCCAGCAGUUGCACUACUGCGCUAACACGACAGCAGCAGCAGCAAGGCGGCAAGAACAAUGGCAGUGGCUAGGACGACGAACAUGGCACGGUCACGCCUGCUCGUCCUCUCGCUGGCAGCGUUAGCCACCGUGCGCGUUGACGGCGCGGCCCCAGCGCCGGCGCCGUCCGUGGAUUGCACGGACGCGCUGGUGAGCCUGGCGGGGUGUCUGAGCUACGUGCAGGAGGGGAGCACGGUGACGACGCCCGACCCGUCGUGCUGCUCGGGGCUCAAGGACGUGGUGCGGAAGGAGGUGGCCUGCCUCUGCCAGGCGUUCCAGGGCGGCCAGGACUACGGCGUCACGCUCAACAUGACCAAGGCCCUGCAGCUGCCCGCCGCGUGCAAGGUCAAGACGCCCCCCUUCAGCAAGUGCCACAUUGCUGUUCCUGGUGAGGCGCCAGCUCCUGCUCCAUCCUCCGGGGCCCCAUUUUUCGGAGAGUCGCCGUCAUCGUCAACGCCGUCGGCAUCACCGGCGGGAACCGGUCCCGAUUCCACCACUCAGGCCGCUCCAGCUCCCUCCCCAUCUGGUUCUGACGCUGUCAGUUUCUCGGCAUCAACGUACGCCUUUGCCGCUGUAACUGCUGCCGCCACUCUGCUCGUGUACCGUGUCUUGUGAGCUGGGCUCACCUGCUAUGUUCAUCAGUUCAUGCACCCAUCAUACCUGCAUGUCUGACCCAGAUGAGAAGCAUCGUUGUUGCAUGUAGCCGCUUUACCGAGAUGUAUCUUGUUUGAUUUUACACUUUCUGAACGCGCAUUGUUCAUGGA